Molecule: messenger RNA, 2028 nt
Organism: Rotaria socialis
Lineage: Eukaryota; Metazoa; Rotifera; Eurotatoria; Philodinida; Philodinidae
Source: the annotation of a GenBank genome assembly
AUGACAUCUGUUACAGAAUCAUCUUUAUCUGGCAAAGCCCGAUCGGUUGCAUGCGAAGAUAAUUGUUUUGGAGCAUAUCAUCUUAUAUGGCUCGAUGGUUUAAUCGAUUCGCCAAAAUAUUUAGAUAAGCAAAACGAACUUCGGUUAUCAAUCAACUAUUUACAAACAUUCAACGAAGUGGAUAAAUGUAUAAAGUAUAUUCAAUCAGUGUCUUCACAACAUCGACUUAUCGUAAUUGCCAAUGAUGACUUUUGCCAACAAUUAAUACCUGAAGUUCAUGGCCUUCCAGGAGUAUUUUCAAUUCACAUAUAUUGCGAAAAUAAGCAGCAUGAUUGCCAACAGAAUAAACUGUAUAGCAAGGUAAAAAAUGAUUAUGACCAAUUUGAUGAUGUAAUCAAUAGAAUAGGAUUUGAUCAAUCCAGAAGAAUUGAAGAUAGAUGUGAUCAGCCAAUGUUAAUCAAUGUUUGCAAUACAAAUAAUAAUCAUGAACUAUCCACAACUGAAAUGGGUGGUCAAUUCGUACAAUCGCAAUUACUAAUUGCUUCUCUUCUUAAAAUGGAAACAACUUCAACAGAUCAAAAAGAAUUUAUUUGUAAAUGUCGAGAACUCUAUAAAGAUGAAAAGACACAACUACGGUUCAUUGAUGAAUUCGAACGAGAUUAUGCAUCAGACUUUUCAUUGUGGUGGUAUACAAGAGAAACAUUUCUCUAUCAUUUAUUGAAUACAGCACUUCGUGUUCAGGAUAUUGAUUUACUCUUUUAUUUUGGUUUUUUUAUUCGUGAUCUUGAAGAACAACUUCGAGAACUUCGACAAAAUCAAUAUUCAUCGCCUAUUCAUGUCUAUCGAGCUCAACUAAUGUCUAUUGAAGAACUAAAUUUAUUGAAAGAUUCAAAAAAUAAAUUGAUUUCAAUGAAUUCAUUUUUAUCAACUACUUGUGAUCCUAGAUUAGCUCGUUUCUAUCUCGGUUCAUCUACUAAUGAUGAUAAAUUUCAAAGAAUCUUAUUCGAGAUUAACGCCGAUCCUCUCCAAGACAAUAUAAAACCAUUUGCUGAUAUUUCACGAAGAAGCGUGUUUAAGCAAGAAGAAGAAAUAUUACUAAUGCCUGGAUCAAUUUUUUGCCUGGAAAAUAUCUCUUGUGACGAUGAUAAAAUAUGGCAUAUUAAAAUGAAUUUAUGUAGUGAUAGCGAAUGCGAAUUACAAACGAUCUUUUCGCACAUGACAAAUCAAUAUGACUCGACCAGCACUAAAUUAACUUUAUUUGGACGUGUUCUGAUUGAUAUGGCCCAAUUUGAUUAUGCUGAGAAAUAUUUGUGUCGACGAUUAAAACAAAUAUCUUCUGAACAUCAAGACAGUUAUAAAUGUUAUCAUGCACUUGGCAAAGUAUCAUUUGAAAAAGGAGAGUAUGAGAACAGUAUAAAUUAUCUUGUCGCAUCACGUGAAAUUCUACAAAAAAGAAGACCAAAUGAUUUUAGAAUUGCAUACAUCUAUAAUAGUAUGGGCGAAGUUUAUCAAAAGAAAGGUGAAAUCAAAGAAGCGCUGCAAUCGUACGAAAAAGCAUUAGAUAUUUUCAAGCAAACAUUUGCAGAUGAUCAUGAAAAUAUAGCCUGGUGUUAUAACAAUUUAGGUAUCAUCUACUUAGAACAGAAAAAUUUUUCCGAAGCAUUACAAUAUCUUACGAAAGCUUUAAAUAUUAAACAGGGAAAACUUCCUGAUGGACAUCCUUGCUUGGGUAAUACAUACAAUAAUCUCGGUAAUGUACAUUAUUUUCGUCAUGAAUAUGAGCAAGCAUUAAAAAAAUAUCAAUUAUCGUAUGAAAUUUUCAAAAAAUCUCUUACUCCUCAACAUCCUUCAAUUGCAAGAGUACUGAAAAAUAUCGGUAUUGUUUAUGAAGCUACAAAAGCUUUCAUUGAAGCUAAACUACAUUAUGAAAAAGCGCUUUAUAUUCGUAAACAGAUUUUUAAGCCAGAACAUCCUGAUUUAAUUGAAAUUAGCAAAGAUAUCGAACGUGUAUCAUUAAAAAUACAAUAA